AUGGGCGGAGAAUCUGAGCAACGAUCUGUAAGGGAUGGUCCCGGUGGAGCAGCCCUGAAGGAUAUCGGUGACCAACUCCAACCAAAAAGCGAGGAUUAUGGACCAUAUGAGGAGUCGAGAUACUCCAAGAUCGAUGACAACAGGCCGAAAUAUCAUCCUCCAGAAGACUCGAUCAUGUCUGACGUCGUUGAGACGGUGAAAACAUCUAGUCAUCAGCCAAAGCAAAACCCCGGAGUGAUUGGGCGUAUCACCCAGUCCCUGAACCCAUUCGGGCCUUCAGAGUCUUCUACAAUUCCCGAAAAAGUGAUUGAGAAGCAGCCGAGCCACAAAUCAGAAACCUCAAGAGAAAGGAAACUUCAAAAGGAAGUAACUCAACUACAAACUGACAAAAUUUCUCUGAGCACAAGUCUCAAUAACCUAACAGUCAAGUUCAAUUUACAAACCAAAGAUCUUGAUAGCAAAAAGGGUCUGGUCAAGCAAUGGGAAGAUUGGAAAGAUAAGUCCGAUGAGCACUGGCGCAAACAAGGAGAUGAGCACAGGAAAACGAAAGCCGCUUAUGAUCGCUUGUUUGAUGAUUAUCACAAGCUCAAGCGAACAAAGCAAGAUCUCGAAACCGAGCUUGCUGAGGAAAGAAAUGAGAACAAGACUCUGAGACAAGAUAUCGAGGAUCAAGAGGUCAAGGUUACUGAAGCGCAUUCGAGGGCUAUAUCACUACUGGCUGGUCAUGUCUCAAGCAACUUUCCUGAUGAUCAGGUCCGAACUGAACUGCAGGAUUUGUUUGAGAAGUGUUCUGAGUGGUGCAUUGACAAUCGCUUGCCGCAGAUCGAAAAAGUUGAAGAGACGCGAAACCUCAUGCGUACUGAAGGUAUCAUCAACAAUUUAGAUUGUGAGGAGCAUCUACGAUUCGACGUGACGCACCGAACAGCUACAGCAGUUUUGCUGCAGGCUGCACUAACGAAGACGCUCGUGCAGACCUUUCUUGGAAACCCAUUCUUUCUGAGUCGGCAUUCUUUGAACAAAACAGCCCUGCAAGGAGGUGCCAGCGCAGAAGCCACAGUGACGUGGUGGAUCCAGACUUGCCAAUACCUAGAGCAAGCAUUUCCCCCGCACAAACAAGGACUGCAAGCAUGUGCCGAGGGCUUCGCAAAGACCUUCGAGUCCCUCAUCGAGCCCCUCGACAGAGAAAGCCUCACGCAGCUUACCAAGCUUUUUGAGACCACAUGCAGCCUUGAGCUCAGACUCUGGAAGCUAAGAACCACUAUCCGCAUCGAGGCGCUAGGCGAUGCGACCCUCCAUCGGUUCCAGAGCAUGUUCGGCGACAUGGAGGCGCAUCCCACAGUCGGUCUUUUGAAAGGUGAUAAGCGGUUCGACGGUCGCCCGAUUUGUGUGGUAGUGCGCCCGCGGAUUAUCUCGGAGCCAGUGGAAUCUGAGAGUCGCGGAAGAGGCAUUGUCUGGUCGCCUGCGCAGGUUUGGGUGUCUAAUUGGGAGGAUGCAGGGUAUUAG
Fusarium subglutinans is the source of this 1503-nucleotide messenger RNA. RefSeq lists its product as uncharacterized. The coding region runs from base 1 to 1503 and encodes 500 amino acids. The transcript has 4 exons. The record is from RefSeq and is a predicted model, not a curated record. NCBI's taxonomy places the organism in Eukaryota, Fungi, Ascomycota, Sordariomycetes, Hypocreales, Nectriaceae.